Alternaria incomplexa is the source of this 3252-nucleotide messenger RNA. RefSeq lists its product as uncharacterized. Gene Ontology annotation, cellular component: cytosol. The coding region runs from base 1 to 3252 and encodes 1083 amino acids. NCBI's taxonomy places the organism in Eukaryota, Fungi, Ascomycota, Dothideomycetes, Pleosporales, Pleosporaceae. The transcript is spliced from 5 exons. The record is from RefSeq and is a predicted model, not a curated record. Gene Ontology annotation, molecular function: NADPH-hemoprotein reductase activity; aromatase activity; iron ion binding.
AUGGCCUCCGAUACAUCAGAUUCUCUGCCUAUUCCUCAGCCUCCCCCACACCUAUUCGUAGGCAACUUCGCUGAGAUCGAUCCGAACGACGCUCCAGGCUCCUUCCAACGACUUGCGGAUAUCUAUGGCGAGAUCUACCAACUCCAGUUCCCAGGACGCGACGGCAAAGUCAUCGUUGUGUCCUCAUACGACACUAUCAACGACUGCUGCGACGGUGACCGGUUCGAAAAGCCCAUUAAUGCUACUCUGGAUGAGGUGCGAGCUUUGACCGGAGAUGGCCUGUUCACAGCUUAUCCCGGUGAAAAGGCUUGGGGUGUCGCUCAUCGGCUGUUGAUGCCCGUGUUUGGGCCAAUGGGUAUCCGAAAAAUGUUCGACGGCAUGAUGGACAUUUCGACGCAGAUGCUGCUCCGGUGGGACCGUUUUGGCCCAGAUCAUGAGAUAGAAUGCGCCGAUGACUUCACAAGGCUGACCUUUGAUAUGAUCGGGCUAUGCGCGUUUGGCUAUAGGUUCAAUAACUUCUACAGCAACAGUGCGCAUCCUUUCAUCAACCAAAUGGUGGAGGUUUUGGUAGAGUCUGGCAGACGAGCCACACGCACGUCUAUCGAGAACAAUCUCCGAGUCUUCGCCGAAGCCCAUCGCCAGGAUAACGUGAAGAAGAUGCACGAUCUAUGCGACCAGAUUAUCGCUGAUCGAAUCGCUCAUCCUCAGCCAGACGCCAAAGACCUUCUCAACCCCAUGCUUGAGGCAGUAGACAAGGAGACUGGUGAGAAGAUGACGAAAGAGUCCGUGCGAUACAACAUGGUAACCUUCCUGGUUGCUGGCCAUGAGACCACAAGCGGGACUCUGGGCUUUCUGUUCUACCACCUACUCAGAAACCCGGACAAGUAUCUGAAAGCUCAACAAGAAGUUGACGAAGUCCUCGGAGACGGUCCUUUAGAGCUGAAGCAUAUUCCAAAGCUUGAAUACAUCAAGUUCGCAAUUUACGAAGCGUUGCGUUUCCUCGGACCCAUUGCGAUCAAUGGAAAGCAUGCGCUAAAGCCUACGAAAGUCGCGGGAAAAUACGAAGUGCAGCCGAAGGACAUGAUCUUGAUGAACCUAAAGGGACUGCAUCACGACCCUAAAGUGUAUGGCGAUGACGCGGACGUGUUCCGACCCGAGCGUUUCCUGGACGGUGGUUGGGAGAAGCUUCCACCGAACUCAUGGAAGGCGUUUGGUGAUGGUAUGCGCGCCUGCAUUGGCAGGACGUUUGCUGAGCAGGAGAUGAUCAUGGUUGUCGCACUCAUCCUACAGAAGUUCCAAGUUGAGCUCGCGGACCCCGGAUACCAGCUCCAUGUGUCGGUUACAAUUACACAAAAACCAAAGGAUCUCAAGAUCAAGGUCCGCAGACGUCCUGGACGCACAAUGGCUAGCCUGGGUGGGACUGGAGGCGGUGCGACCAUUACCAAGGAGGCCAACGACAACGGACCUGGCAAGGCCAAAGAAGCGAAUUUACCUACCAGGGAUGCGAAGCCGAUCACCAUACUGUACGGAUCGAACGCCGGCACAUGCAAAUCCUAUGCUGAAGACUUGGAGACCAACGCCUCCCGGUUCGGGUUCAAGGCGAACGUCGCCAGUCUCGACUCGGCUACUGAACACAUCCCCAAAGACCAGCCAAUUGUCAUCAUCGAGCCCUCGUACGAAGGAAAGCCAGCAGACAACGCGAAGAAAUUCGUUGCUUGGCUGGAGAACAAUGCGACAUCCAAGCUACUUGAAGGAGUUCAGUAUGCCGUCUUUGGGGUCGGCAAUAGCGACUGGACCCAUACGUACCAUCGAAUUCCCAAACUUACCGACGAAUUGCUCGAGAAGAUGGGGGCUAAACGCUUCACAGAAACUGGUCUUGUCAAUGUGAAAGGAGAUAUCAUGGGUCCGUGGGAGAAGUGGUCCGAGCAGAUGUGGAGUGAUCUGCGCAAGUCCAGCGGUACCACUACUGAGGUACUUGGGGGACAGCUACAGGCUGAGAUCACGCCUCCAAAAUUCGCUACAUACCUGGGCGGCAAAGACAUCGGCUACGGUGUAGUGAAAGCCAACAAAAGCUUAGGUGGCGGCGAGGUUGGCCUUACCAAGAAGCACAUGGAGAUCGAACUACCACCGGGGACGUCGUAUCGCUCCGGCGACUACAUCGUCAUCCUGCCGAUGAACAGCAUCUGCAACGUAAGGCGGGUCAUGAAGCGCUUCGACCUAUCGCCUGAUGACAAUAUCGCCAUCACGGGCACCAGCAAGACUUUUAUUGCAACCGAAGCUCCAACUUCAAUCUUCGAUCUGCUCAUGACACGUGUGGAGCUAAGCACGCCCAUCUCGCAAAAGCAGCUACAGAUUCUUGCCGAAGCUUCUCCAGAAAACAAAAGGGCCAAGCUAUUGGAGUUAGCAAGCGACGAAAUAUACAAGAAGGAGGUCAUACCCAAGCGCUACAGCAUUCUGGAUAUCCUCGAAGACCACCCUGAUUGCAAGCUACCCUUCGCAGUCUAUCUCGACUCGCUAAAGCCGCUGUCUCCCCGCCAAUACAGUGUCUCGUCUUCGCCCCUCGCGAACGUAGACUUCAUCCAAACACCCGAAGGAACUACUGUCCAGCGUUUGAUUGCCUCUCUGACCUAUGACGUUCAUGAUGAGGCAGCCUGGAGUGGCGAUAAUCGCCGCUUCCACGGUGUUGCAUCCACGUACCUAGCGCGUCAAGAGCCAGGCGAGAAGAUCCGUUGCUUCCCGCGUCCCACGAACAUCAACUUCCACCUGCCUACCGACCCGACCGUGCCAAUCAUCAUGGUAUGCGCAGGAACAGGUCUCGCUCCAAUGCGCGGCUUCAUCCAAGAGCGUGCAACCAUCAAGAAUGCCCGCAACGCCAAGGUCGGACCGGCGAUCCUCUACUUUGGCUGCCGUCACUUCGAGAAGGACUUCCUCUACUCUGACGAGCUCAGGCAGUGGGAGGCUGAUGGUGUAGUCAGCGUACGCGGUUGUUUCUCCAAAGUCGCCCCCAAGGGACAGAAAGCGCAACGCGUGCCGGACCGCAUGUGGGACGAGCGGAAGGAGCUAGCUGAGCUAUUUGGGGAAGGUGGCGCGAAGGUCUUCAUCUGUGGAAGUGCGAGCAAGUUGGCCAAGAGUACUGCAGAGAUGUGUAUGAAGAUCUAUAGGGACACUUUCCCGGGCAAGACGGAAGACGAUGCUCUGGAAUGGCUGGAGAAGGUCAAGGAGACCAGAUAUGUGAGUGAUGUAUUUGAGUAG